Molecule: messenger RNA, 1452 nt
Organism: Echinops telfairi (small Madagascar hedgehog)
Lineage: Eukaryota; Metazoa; Chordata; Mammalia; Afrosoricida; Tenrecidae
Gene: LRRC74A
Product: leucine rich repeat containing 74A
Exons: 14
Coding region: 1-1410 (469 amino acids)
Molecular function (GO): protein binding
Source: RefSeq, a predicted model, not a curated record
AUGGAGGAGGAUGAGCCUCUUGAGGCCGAGACAACAGAUGAGGCUGAGUCUGCACCCGCGCCCCAGGACAGUGAUGAGACGCUGUACUGCGAGGCCGAGGCUCCCCUGACGGUUGAAAAGGAGAAGCCGGUCUGGGAAAGCUCAGAAACGGACCUGGAGAUUGAAGAUUCGGAGAAAUAUUUCACCACUGGUCAGACGGAGCUGUACCUGGAGGCCUGCAAGCUGGUGGGCGUGGUGCCUGUCUCCUACUUCAUCCGGAACAUGGAGGAGACCUACAUGAACCUCAGCCACCACGGGCUGGGGCCCAAGGGCACCAAGGCGAUCGCCAUCGCCCUGGUGUCCAACACGUCCAUCAUCUGCCUGGAGCUCGAGGACAACUGCAUGAUGGAGGAGGGCGUCACCAGCCUGGUGCAGAUGCUGACGGAAAACUACUACAUCCAGGAGCUGAACAUUUCCGAAAACAACCUUGGUUUGGAGGGGGCCAGAGUCAUCACAGACUUCCUACAGAAAGAUGUCUCUGCGCUCUGGAACCUCCAGCUGUCAGGAAACAACUUCAAGGAAGAAGCUGCAGCGCUGCUCUGCCAAGCCCUCUCUUCCAAUUACCGAAUUAAGAAACUGGAUCUGAGCCACAACCAGUUCUCUGACAAGGGAGGCGAGCAGAUGGGACAGAUGCUGGCCCUCAACAUAGGGCUCCAGGUGCUGGAUCUGAGCUGGAAUGAAAUCCACACACGGGGCACUGUGGCAUUGUGCAAUGGUCUCCGGGCCAAUGUGACCCUGAGGAUACUGGACCUCUCCAUGAAUGGAUUUGGCAAUGAAGGGGCUCAGGCCCUAGGGGAGGUCAUCCGGCUCAACAGCUCCCUGAUCUACAUCGAUGUCAGCAGCAAUGACAUCUCCAACGAUGGAGCGUCCAAGAUCAGCAGAGGACUGGAGUUCAACGAAACCCUCAGUGUCCUGAAGCUUUUUCUGAACCCCCUGAGCAUGGAGGGAGCUGUGUUUCUCAUCUUGGCCAUCAAGAAGAACCCCAAGUCCAGGAUGGAGGAGCUCGACAUUUCCAAUGUGCAGGUAUCUGAGCAGUUCGUGAGAACCCUGGACGGGGUGUAUGCCAUUCACCCCCAGCUGGACGUGAUCUACAAGUCAGUGCAAGGCCUCUCCGCCAAGAAAACUGCCUACCUGUGGACAAACCCCAUGAAGCUGAUCCAGAGCUACGCGGACCAGCAAAAGAUCACCAUCCUGGACUUUUUCAAGACUUUGAGCCCCUCUGGAGCGGUGAAGAUGUCAGUGGGGCAGUUCAGGAAGAUGAUGCUGCAGCAAAACAAGGUGCCGAUGAACCGACACCAAAUCCGGGAGCUGGUAAAGAAGCUGGAUGAGAAGAGUACAGGCAUGGUGAACCUCAGUUCCCUGAAAACAUAGCCACAGGUCUGGUCGGAAAGAAAUCGCCACUGGACGCAAAAG